Molecule: messenger RNA, 3463 nt
Organism: Exophiala xenobiotica
Lineage: Eukaryota; Fungi; Ascomycota; Eurotiomycetes; Chaetothyriales; Herpotrichiellaceae
Exons: 3
Coding region: 261-2432 (723 amino acids)
Biological process (GO): regulation of DNA-templated transcription; DNA-templated transcription
Cellular component (GO): nucleus
Molecular function (GO): transcription cis-regulatory region binding; DNA-binding transcription factor activity, RNA polymerase II-specific; zinc ion binding
Source: RefSeq, a predicted model, not a curated record
GGCAAAUUCCCUCAUCAGCUUCUUCUCAAAUUCCACAUAACGGAUGCUCCAGUCGAGGGUGAGGGCAGCCUCUUCCUUCUUGUCUGAUCUCUCCAGCCGUCCCAGUUCGUGGGUUGACCCAAGGGAUCCGACGCUGACAAAAGUUGUGCCAACGUCGGCCGAAGUUUUGCUUGAUCAAUAAUCAACGCGUCAUUACCUGAAGUCGUCGCGGCGUCUGUGAACAGUCAGCCUUGUCUGCAUUGUGGUUGAGAAGGUAAACAAUGGCGCCGGACAAGCCUCUGCCAGUAGAGACACUGCUUCCAUUCAAUACGAAUCGCUCACCGGAGACUCUCUCUUACCUGCAAAGCGCCCAGCGCCGGGAGUCAGGUGUCGACAGCCAAUCACCCGUGAGUGCAGACGAGGAGGAAGGGUCUGAAAAUGAAGCGGGCAGACCGAAACGACAGAAGCGCUCGAGAGCUUGCGUUGCUUGUCGUAACAUGAAGAUCCGAUGUCUUCCUGUCGAAGGCCAAGAGGCAUGCAACGCCUGUUCGAGGGUCAACCGAGAAUGUAUCAUGCCGGGACCUCCGCGCAAACGGCAGAAGACCGUGCACAAAGUCGCCGAGUUGGAAAAGAAGAUCAAUGCAUUGACAGAGGCUCUGCUGGCUAAGCAGCAAGCUGAGCCGUCACCUCCUAACACGUCACCGGAUAAAGAGCAGACCGCCAAUGCGAACUCGGUCCGUUCUGGGGUCGAAGACACCUCCAGUGCUGGCCUUGAUCCAUAUCCACUCAAACUAACUGAGAAAGCUGAUGAGGGUCUGCCGCCUUCGGUGGAUUGGACGCGUUCGUGUCCAAUAAUGAAUCCUGUUAUCAAGGAUGAUUAUAUUGACGUCGUCGAGCAAGGAAUGUUGUCCAGGGAUUCCGCUACAUCCUUGUUCAAUUACUGGGCACAGAAUAUGUGUGAAUCCUGCCCGAUGGUGCAGUUCCCGCCUGGGACCCAAGCACAAGAAGUCCGAACACGGCGGCCUAUGACCUUCUUAGCCAUAUUGGCAGCCACAAGUUCUGUCAUCAUGCCUUCGAUCCAACCAAGUCUUGUCACCGAAGCCGCCCGUCAAUUCUCAGAAAGGGUUCUUUUCCAUGGAGACAAAUCCGUGGACCUGGUUCAAGCGUUGCUUCUUCACUCUCAGUACUACGUUCGUCCUCGGACAGCUAGGGACCUGGCUUUCCACCAGUAUGCACAAUCCGCAUCUACCAUGUGCUAUGAUCUGGGGAUUGGGAAGCGGUCAAGAAUGCGUCGUACAAUACCUCCCAGCGACCAGGUAGAACUUGCGAGGACCUGGCUCGCGGUCUACUGUGCAAAUGUUUCAGUCUCGACUGUGAUCCGUGUCCCUGCGGCUACCAGACAUGAUGCUCACGUUGAAGAGUGUCUUCAACUUCUUGAGAACAGUCCGUCCGCUUUGCCGGGAGACAAGUGGAUUUGCGCGCAGGCAAAACUUAGUCGUAUUGCACAAGAAGUGUCGGACGCUUUCAACAUGUGCGACCCUGGGGCCGACUUGAAUUUCACAGAGAUCAGAACACAACAUCAACUGAAGUACUUUCGACGACAACUAGAUGAGUGGGAAAAGUCCGUGGACACCGGUAUUGACAGCCGUCUUGUCCAUCAUCAACUAUCCUGCGUCAAUAUCUAUAUGCAUGAGAUUGCUCUCCACUUUGACCACAACGUCGACGAUUUCCGCCCUGGACAGCUGGGUUACGAACGGCCAGGGCCCGACACUCUGACCUCGCUUCACAUUGACGCUUUCACUACGCUCCUCACCGGCAGCCACAAAAUGUUGGAUCUCUGGCUUUCGCUUGACGUGCGCUGUGCACGAUCACUGCCCAACCUGUACAUUGUGUGGAAUGCCUAUGCGAUGGUCGUCCUCAUCAAGAUUCACUGGAUCGUCAACGGACCUGACCCCAAAGUGGAUUCUAUUUCCUCUGCCGAUAUCAAAACCGACUUCUAUCUGGACUCGAUCUUGAACAAACUGACUCAGAUGUCUGCCGACAGCCACAGUCCAUGCGCCGAAGCAUUCGGAUUUCUCUUCAAGAAAUUAAAGAUUUGGCAUCAACACCGUGGCGGCAUGAAUUCAGACGACGAGCAGGGUAAUGAUCCGGAAUCCCGACGUCAACGAGGAACACAACAACUCUUCGGGUCUGAUUCAUUUUCGUUCGUACAGUCUGUGAAAAACGCGGAAUAUUCGCAGUCCACGCCACAACCUCAGGCUUACCGGUUGCCCACUCUUCCACAUCAACGAUUCAUGAUGGGUGACGGGCUCCAUGGGUCGAACUUAAACGCUGCGUACGAUGCGGCGAGUUACGGCAACACGAAUUGGGAGCAAUUCAACUUCAGUACGGAAGAAAUGGAUAUGUUUGAUGUGUACAUGAAUAAUAGUGGGUGGAUGGGAUAUUUGCUAUAACCGCCGAAAGUUGAAACGCAAAGCAAAGCAAUUCUCUUAAUGGAGUACUAGGGGGAAAACAUCGAACCCUCCUUCUCCCAAAACAUGACAAGCACAGUACAGAAGCUCUCGCACAACGAGAUGAUCAAAUCCAACCAAUGAUGCCUUCGCCGACAAUUCGUUUACUCCGGCCAUCGAAGAUCGACACUGUUCGACCUACGAUGCCGUCACCGCCCACGCCAAGAUUGAGCCUGACGUCGCCUGUCCUCGAGCUUGUGACUGUGUCGACGAAGAAAGAAUGUAAGAUCGGAUUGGACGAGCAGGCUGCUGCUGCUGCUUCUUCUUCAGAUUCGGAAUCUGAAUCGGACCAAGGAGAGUUUGGAGACGUUGACAACGGCUGUCCGUAUUGGCUAGACGACAAGGUAAAAGGUGUCAGCACAUGCUCAUGCUCAUGGUCCUGCGCUGUCACAAGACAUGGGACCGGCGACCAAGAGGGUCCAAGCGCGCUCAUCGCGGUAACUAUACUACUAGUAGACAGUGGUACUUACUGGAUUCUCACGUUCAAAGAGCCGCGUGUGUCACCAUCACAGACGCUGUCCUCGGCGCAUUCGAAGCUUGACGUCGUGGCUCCAGGUGUUCGGUUUGACAACCUUAACCGCCCACGAAAUGCUGACUGUGAAGGUGAAGGUGAGUGGGCAUGGAUGACAGCGACCAGGUCGCCGGACUCGGGAGCGGGAGGGAGGUGAGAGUCGCCGCACAUGAUCACUACUAGUACUAGUAAUGGGAUAUUGAUUACUCCUCUGUGGAGGGCUUAUCGGACUGGGUGUGUGGCUUGUGCUGAGAGAAUGAGACUGAGACUGAGAUUGAAGCUGGGCGUCGAAAGGCGUGCUGAGGAUAGGUAGCCUAGUGGACUCGAGAGUAGAAUACUGGUAGCUUCAAGUUGUUCUUCGACGUGGACGUGGACGUGUUGGACGUGGAGGAGGACCGGAGUAGACGCUGGAAAUGGAGUAUACUGUACUUAUACGAAACGACAGGUAUGAUGUGCCUUGAGA